Myotis myotis is the source of this 8067-nucleotide messenger RNA. RefSeq names its product early endosome antigen 1 (gene EEA1). Lineage: Eukaryota; Metazoa; Chordata; Mammalia; Chiroptera; Vespertilionidae. The record is from RefSeq and is a predicted model, not a curated record. Bases 226 to 4587 code for a protein of 1453 amino acids. Gene Ontology annotation, molecular function: metal ion binding; 1-phosphatidylinositol binding. The transcript is spliced from 30 exons. Gene Ontology annotation, cellular component: early endosome. Gene Ontology annotation, biological process: endocytosis.
CCGGCGGCGGGCGGACGCUCGGCGGCUGCCUCGUCGCUGGCUCACGCGCGCUCCCUCUCGCCGCCUGCGGGGAAAUCCGGGCCGCUCCAGGGGCCGCCACCGCCUCGUCCCGACCUCCUUCUGGGUCCCCUCCUGGCUAAGUUCCUUCCUCGCGCUCACCCUCGAGUAGGCAGUGGCCCGGCGUGGGUCCGGAGAGCCACCGCGGCGCGCCGGGCUGCUUAAACCAUGUUAAGGAGGAUUUUGCAGAGGACUCCUGGGAGAGUUGGCUCUCAAGGCUCUGAUUUAGAUUCAUCAGGAACUCCUAUUAACACGGUGGAUGUCAAUAAUGAAAGCUCUUCAGAGGGUUUCAUCUGUCCGUUAUGUAUGAAAAGAUGUAUAACUGCUAUUGAUUUGUCGGAGCAUUACCAGAAAGUGCACGCUGAAAAUGAAACAAGAGGACAGGAACUUCUUAAUGACUCCAGUGUUACUGGUUUCAUAUGUCCCCAGUGUAUGAAAUCUCUUGGAUCUGCUGAUGAACUUUUCAAACACUAUCAGGCAGUUCAUGAUGCUGGUAAUGAUUCCGGUCAUGGGGGAGAGGCUAAUCUUGCUCUGAAGAGAGAUGAUGUAACACUACUUAGACAAGAGGUCCAAGACCUACAGGCUUCACUUAAGGAAGAAAAAUGGUACUCAGAAGAAUUAAAGAAAGAAUUAGAAAAAUUUCAAGGGCUGCAGCAGCAAGUGUCUAAACCAGAUGGAUUGGUGGCUGAGUCAUCAGCAGAACUUCACUCUUUGGAACAACAAUUAGAAGAAGCUCAAACAGAAAAUUUUAAUAUUAAACAAAUGAAAGACUUAUUUGAACAGAAAGCAGCACAACUUGCCACUGAAAUUGCAGAUAUAAAGUCAAAAUAUGAUGAAGAAAGGAGUCUUCGAGAAGCUGCUGAACAAAAAGCGUCACAUCUGACAGAAGAAUUAAACAAAGAGGGAACUAUAAUUCAAGAUCUAAAGACUGAACUGCUUCAGAGACCUGGUAUAGAAGAUGUUGCUGUGCUAAAGAAAGAACUGGUCCAAGUUCAGACACUAAUGGAUAACAUGACCUUGGAACGUGAGAGAGAAUCUGAAAAACUCAAAGAUGAGUGCAAAAAAUUACAAGCAGAUUAUGCUAACUCAGAGGCCACAAUAAGCCAGCUAAGGAGUGAACUUGCCAAAGGGCCCCAGGAAGUUGCUGUGUAUGUGCAAGAAUUACAAAAACUUAAAAGUUCUGUUAAUGAAUUAACACAAAAAAAUCAGAACUUGACUGAAAAGUUGCUGAAGAAAGAACUGGACUAUACUCAAUUAGAAGAGAAGCAUAAUGACGAAUGUGUGAGUAAAAAGAAUAUACAAGCAAGCCUUCAUCAAAAAGACCUAGAUUGUCAACAACUUCAGUCAAGAUUAUCUGCUUCUGAAACCACACUGCAGAGAAUACAGGCAGAAUUAGGUGAAAAGGGAGAAGCUACUCAAAAACUCAAAGAAGAAUUAUUAGAAGUAGAGACCAAGUACCAGCAUCUUAAGGCAGAGUUUAAGCAGCUACAACAACAGAGAGAAGAAAAGGAGCAGCAUGGAUUACAACUCCAAAGUGAAAUCAAUCAGUUACAUAGCAAACUUCUGGAGACAGAACGCCAACUAGGGGAAGCUCAUGGAAGGCUGAAGGAGCAGAGACAGCUUUCAAGUGAGAAGUUGAUGGAUAAAGAACAGCAAGUAGCUGAUUUACAACUCAAACUUUCUCGUUUAGAAGAAGAGUUAAAGGAAAAUGUAACAAAUUCCACAGAACUGCAGCAUCAAUUAGAGAAAACAAAGCAACAGCAUCAAGAACAACAAGCUCUUCAGCAAAGCACUACAGCAAAACUUCGAGAAGCUCAGAAUGAUUUGGAACAAGUACUACGUCAAAUUGGUGAUAAGGAUCAAAAGAUCCAGAACCUUGAAGCCUUAUUACAGAAGAGUAAAGAAAAUACUUCCUUACUAGAAAAGGAAAGAGAAGAUCUUUAUGCAAAAAUUCAGGCUGGUGAAGGAGAGACUGCUGUUCUUAACCAGUUACAAGAAAAAAACCAUACAUUGCAGGAACAAGUAACUCAGCUAACAGAGAAGCUGAAGAAUCAGUCAGAAAGCCAUAAACAAGCCCAGGAGGAUUUGCAUGACCAGGUGCAAGAGCAGAAGGCACAUCUUAGAGCUGCACAAGAUCGGGUCCUUUCCCUAGAAACCAGUGUCAAUGAAUUAAAUAGUCAGUUAAAUGAAAGCAAGGAGAAGGUCUCUCAGCUUGACAUACAGGUUAAAGCCAAAACUGAAUUAUUGCUGUCAGCAGAAGCAGCAAAAACUGCUCAAAGAGCAGAUCUUCAAAAUCAUUUGGAUACAGCCCAAAAUGCAUUACAAGAUAAACAGCAGGAGUUAAAUAAGAUCACUACUCAGUUGGAUCAGGUCACUACAAAAUUGCAGGAGAAGCAAGAACAUUGCAGUCAAUUAGAAGGUCAUCUUAAAGAAUAUAAAGAGAAACACCUGUCUUUAGAACAGAAAACUGAAGAAUUAGAAGGUCAUAUUAAGAAAUUAGAAGCUGAUACUCUUGAAGUCAAAGUAAGCAAGGAGCAAGCUUUGCAGGAUCUACAGCAGCAAAGACAGCUGAACACAGAUUUAGAGUUUAGAGUCACAGAAUUGACUAAACAACUAGAAGAGGAGAAAGAAAUAGUAUCCAGUACAAAGUUGGACCUACAGAAAAAAUCUGAAGCCCUUGAAAAUAUUAAGCAAAUGCUUACCAAGCAAGAGGAAGAAAAAACAACUCUUAAAAAAGAAAUAGAAAAUUUAAGUCAAGAUGCAAAGAUGCAGCACAAGGAAUUGAACAACAAAAUUCAAACAGCAGUAGCAGAAUUACAAAAAGUGAAGAUGGAGAAAGAAACUCUAAUGGCAGAACUUUCUGCAGCAAAAGAGAAAUUAUCAAAAGUUUCUGAUUCUUUGAAGAACUCCAAAAGUGAAUUUGAAAAGGAAAAUCAGAAAGGAAAGGCUGCUAUAUUAGAUUUGGAAAAAACUUGCAAAGAAUUGAAGCAUCAAUUUCAAGUACAGAUGGAAAGCACACUUAAGGAUCAGAAUGAACUGAAAAAGUCACUUGAAAAAGAGAAGGAGACUUCUCAUCAGUUGAAGUUGGAACUCAAUUCAAUGCAGGGACAAGUCAUACAGGCCCAGGAUAAUUUAAAACAAAAGGAAAAAGAAGAACAGCAACUUCGGGGGAACAUAAAUGAGCUAAAGCAAUUGACUGAAGAGAGGAAAAAGCAAAUUGAAGCACUCCAAGGAGAAGUUAAAAUUGCUGUCUCACAGAAGACAGAGCUUGAGAAUAAACUACAGCAGCAGCUAACCCAGGCAUUGCGGGAACUUGCAACAGAGAAGGAGAAAAUGUCAACGUUACAAAACACAUAUGAAAAAAGUCAGGAAAACCUAAAACAGCUUCAGUCUGAUUUCUAUGGGAAGGAAUCUGAACUUCUUGCAACAAGGCAAGACCUUAAGUCUGUAGAAGAGAAGCUUUCUUUAGCACAGGAGGACUUAAUUUCAAACAGAAAUCAAAUUGGAAACCAAAAUAAAUUGAUUCAAGAACUAAAGACUGCCAAGGCUACUUUGGAGCAGGAUGCAACAAAGAAAGAACAGCAGUUAAAGGAGCAGAGUGCAGCACUACAAAAUAUUCAGAAAGAAAAGUCACUGAAAGAAAAAGAACUAGCAAGUGAAAAAUCUAAAUCGGCAGAGAUAGAAGAAAUUAAGUGUAGACAAGAAAAAGAAAUUGCUAAACUGAGUGAAGAACUCAAAUCCCACAAGCAAGAAAGCAUAAAGGAGUUAACAAAUCUCAAGGAUGCCAAACAGCUUUUGAUUCAGCAGAAACUAGAGCUUCAAGGGACAAUAGAUUCCCUGAAGGCAAUCCUUGAACAGGAGAAGAAGAAUCAGCAAAUGCUAAAAGAGCAGGUGAAAAAGGAAGAAGAUGAGUUGAAGAAAGAAUUUAUUGAGAAGGAAGCUAAACUGCAUUCUGAAAUAAAAGAAAAAGAAGUAGGAAUGAAGAAGCAUGAAGAAAAUGAAGCGAAACUUACCAUGCAGAUUACAGCAUUAAAUGAAAAUUUAGGCACUGUGAAGAAGGAGUGGCAGUCCAGCCAACGGAGAGUUAGUGAGCUCGAGAAGCAGACUGAUGACUUACGGGGUGAAAUUGCAGUAUUAGAAGCAACGGUUCAGAAUAAUCAAGAUGAAAGGAGAGCACUACUAGAAAGAUGUCUUAAAGGAGAGGGUGAAAUAGAAAAGCUUCAAAACAAAGUACUAGAAGUGCAAAGAAAGCUGGAUAAUACAACUGCAGCCGUGCAGGAGCUGGGCAGAGAGAAUCAGUCCCUUCAAAUCAAGCAUACGCAAGCAUUGAAUAGGAAGUGGGCUGAAGAUAAUGAAGUACAAAACUGUAUGGCCUGUGGGAAAAGCUUUUCAGUAACAGUGAGACGGCAUCACUGCAGACACUGUGGAAAUAUCUUCUGUGCCGAGUGUUCAGCCAAAAAUGCCUUAACUCCUUCUUCCAAGAAGCCUGUUCGUGUCUGUGAUGCAUGUUUCAAUGACUUGCAAGGAUAAUGGGUUAUCGCAACUUCAGAAUAAUAUUACGCUAACAUUAGCUUUUUAAUAAAUGUCCUUAAUAGAGUUCCUGGACUACUAUUUGAUUUGGACAGUGGUUGCAAUACUAAACCAAAUUAGAAUUCGUAUAUUUUGGAAUGCUGUCAAUAUCAAGUAAAACUCUUCUAUUUUUGUGAGACUUGGGUUCAUCUUUCAUUACUGUUUUCAUUUAACUCCUGGAACAGCUUUCAUGCCACGUUUAGAAUUAGGCAAUGAAAUGUAAAUAAACUUUGGACAGAAAAUAGCAAUGUAUUUUUUUAAAUAUAAUUUCAUUGUUCACAAAUGACGUGAAUAUACUUCCAUAACUUACUUCUUUCUCCCAAAUUGAGUGUACAGAAAUGUACAUGGAUGUUAUCACAUUAUAUAUGUUGCACAGUAACACAUUAAAUAUGUUAAAUAUUCUCUUUCUAAAGUCAGGCACAGAAUUGUAAAACUUUAUGACUCUGUUUCUUUUUAUAUAUAGGUCCAAACCUUAAUUAUAUUGUUACAUUAUAAAUUUAUGCUCAAGAGAUCAAAACACAUUUUAUGUUGAAAUAAAUAUUAACCAUGAAUUCAAAAUUGGUUUUGCUUUAACAAUACUGAUUAGAUUAUUUUGGGUAGAUUUUAGGAAAACCUCAGUGAAAUCAGUUUGCUUACUUUCUGAUUAUCCUAGGGUUGCAUUAUAAAGAUUAGGGUUACCUUUUCUUUUUCAUUCUCAGAUUUAAACUCCAAAUUAUUCUCCGUUAAGGAUCCUACAAAGGUUCCCACCCUCACCCUAGGUUGGAAGGUGAAUAAUAGAAAUUGUCUAAUGGUCCAAUUCUCAGUUUCUUAUAAAUGGGAGGUCUUCUGAGAUUAGCCUUCAUAUUGUUUCCUCGUUUGUCUCUCUAGCAUCUUCAGGAAUGAGUUUGCUUUUUCAGUGGAUCUGCUUUUUUCUUUAAUUUGGUUUAACCUUCCCAAGUAUAGCUCAGAUCCAUGGUAAUUGUUUUAUAAUUUUUGUGUCUUAAAGCCAGUAACUGAUGUUGCUAUAUUCUUAUCUGUGAAAACCAAAUGCAAAAUGGUAAGGAGACAUUAAAUAUUUUACUUUAUACUUUCUUUUUACCUAAUAGGGGAGAAUUUUAAAAGUUGUGAGCUUAAAUUUAAAAUGGUUCUGAAUUUGGAUUCCACAUCAACUGGUAAAUCUUUUUACUUUGCAAAAAUAAUGCUGUGAAAUUACCCUGAAGUGAUAGCUGGAGAGUAGAGUUUCACUAGAAACAAAUGUAUUUAGGAAUCCCAAAGUUGCCAUCAGAAUUAAAACAGAAUGGCUAAUUAAGGAUAAUUAAAAAUCAGCUUAUUUGUAUGCUGAACAAUGUAAUUGAACUUUAAAUUAUCAUAGUCUUAUUAAUUUGGAAAAUUAGAAAACAUCUGAAGAGGGAAAUCAUUAAUAAUGGUUUAUUACUCUUUCUAGAGAAGAAAUGUAAAGUUAUACAUUUUUUCAGUGCAAUUAUUUGGUAGUAAUAGGAAAGAAAGGAGUUAAUAUUUUAUUUACAAUAAGUAGUUUAUAUAUAUACUUGCUUUCAAAUAUCAUACUGAAAUGAAAUGAACUUAUGUUUAUGCUAUACCAACAAUAUAUAUAAACUAAAAGUGAUUGCUACAUAUUCAAUCAUUAAAACAACCCAUUUAAGUAAACCAUGUUGUAAGUAGCUAUUAAAGAUCCUGACUGAAGCUCUGAACUUGGAUAUACAUAUAACCUUUAACAUAUAUAAUGAAGAAAUAUGAUGGCUCAUUAUUAAAAAUACCUGGAUAAUAAAAAUUGAGCUAAAAUUAUUUAUGUAUUUUCGCAUACUUAUAAAUCCUUUCAAAUAGUAUUAAUUCUAUACUUUUACAUAUAGGGACUUAAUAAAUGUGUUGGAAAAAAUAGAUGUUCACAGCACCGUUUAUUCUUUUAAGAUAAUAAAACUUCAUGAGAAUUCUUCUAGAUUAGAAUAUUUGUUCACUUCAUCUCCUAAUUAGGUGCAUUGAAGGCCUUUUCCCUUAUUGCCCUACCCACAUAUUUACACAAAAAUAAAUUUAAAAAGUUGUGGGGGCAACAAAUAAAAUUGUAUGUGUUUGAAUGAUUUUCUAGUUUUCAUCUAGCUAAUCUCAUUUCAUAGGUUCUGAAUAAUUUACCAUUGGCUAUUGUACUAAUAAUACUAGAAAUGAAACUUAAUAUUUUUGUUGUUAACUGUCACCAAUUUAAGAUUUUUGAAAACAACAAUUAAAGGGUUUUCUUUUUCUUUUAAUUAAAAAAUUCAUAUAAGUUCUUAUUGGCUCUACAUUUUUGAUGUCUGCUGGUACUGUUCAUCAGUGAGUUAGAGUAUGUGUGGAGGCACAGCUCUCAGCUCUGAUGCAAAGCAUAUUAGCAUCACGUGUUAGUAAAUUUCAAACCGCAGCACAGAAAAGUGAGCUAAAAUCAAGUCUUGAUGGGUUAGUGUAUAGUAAACUAUACCUAUGGAAUUUUUUUUUAAUAGAAGACAAAGCUGCUCGUAUGGGAUUUGUUCAUUUUGAGAAAACAAAGGGAAACAAACACAAAAACCUCAAAGCAGUGUACAAAUAACAUUUUGUUCAACUACCUCUUAAUGUGGAAUUAGCUAGUUUAAUAGUUUCCUCACAGUAAUGUUAAAUAGUAACUGCCAAAUUUGUUUCCCAUCUCUUUAAAAGGCUUUAUGGUUAUUUUAUAGUUUUGAGAACUUUAAAUUCACUUCUUUUUAAACCUUGCAUUUGCAUAAAAAUGUUUAGCUUUUAAGUGGAGAGCAAAUUAUGAUCAUAUAUUUUGAUAUUCAUGAUCUAUUGACUAUAGAAUUUUUUUAAUGCACUUUGGCUAUAAAACCAUGAAUGACUUGUUCUAUAAGAUUUAAAUGUGCCGUCAAUUUAGUAUUCCUAGACAUGAGUGUGAUGAAUGGUAUUCUGUAAUUAUAAUAUGCCACACAUUAGCGUGUCUUAAUUUCCCUUUGCCUGAAUUUUAACAAUCAGUUUGUUAAUGUUGCAGAUGUGAAUAUUGUGCAUAAACUUACUAAAUUUAUGUAAAAUUGUGUAAAAUAGAAUCGGAAAUAGUGAAGUUCUUCCAGUGUAGUAGUAAUGAAUUUAUUAUAACAUGAUGCAGUUAUGUAUAUGGCAUUCUGUAUUUCUUUGAACUGGAUCACAUAUUCAUAUCCUCUGUAGAUACUUUUGCAUGAGCAUUUUCUUGUUUAGUUUUUGGAUUCAUUAUUUGUAUUGUGUUUACUACCUGUGAUCAUGUUGUUGUGCCUUAUUUGUGAGAGAGUUUAGCUAAAAAAUACUGUAAUUUCUAAACUCAGUGAUUGAAGGUUAUUGAUUAUAAAUGUAACUAAUAAAUUACAUGACAGCAUUUAAAUCUGUAUAAAGAUCAAUGGAAGGAUCCUUAUUGUUGCUUUUGUUUUUUUAAUAUGUUAAAGAUGAUAUUAAAAACAUUUCUUUCUAGUAGAUGUA